CACCAUGCUUGGAAUGCUUGGACUGAGCUAUGAAAGCAGCGAGGAUGAAGAUGCAUCUGUUCCGUCUCAGAAUACAAACCUUUCGGAGCGGCAGACGGUUCGGGCAAAGGAACCGAGCAAUACAGCAGAUACUUCAGAGACACUCCCAUCUCGACCUAUCACGGAGACUCCGAUGAAGCUCGUAACUCCAGCAGUCGACACCACACCUGAAGGACCAGCACUGGGACCAUCCAGACCGCAAGCCGAACCUAUCGAUACAGACGAAGGACCAACUUCACGACCACAAUCCCCUUACUCCGCCAACCGCACUGCCCUCCGCAACCUCACCCUCCCCCCCACCCCCUCCUUCACCAUCCCCUCCUCCCCCCCGGGCAGCCCCCCCGCCUCCACCGCGAAAUUCACCCAAUUCCUCUUGCUCAAGAAGCGCGGCGUGCAUUUCAACGAGCGCCUCUCCACCAGCGCGCAGCUCCGUAACCCCGCGCUGCUGUCGAAGCUGCGCGAGUUCGCGGGGAUAUCGGAUGAGGAGCAGUAUGCGACAGCGCUGGAGGGGGAGGACGGGGUGGUGGUGAAGUGGCCGGAGUAUGCAUCGAGUGGUACUGGAGUUUAGGGGAAUAGAUAUUGGGCUAUUAGCAUGUCAAUUCGGUGCCUGGGCAGUCAAGGGAACAAGAUGCCUUUAUGUAGUACGGAGUAAUGUGUGCUAUCGAAACUGCCUCCAAAAACGGAGGUUUCUGACACCGUUUUCUGCGGUCUUUCCGCCUAGGCAAAACGCCCUCGUUUCGUUACCGGCGGUGCCCCAAAACCAUUAUUAGUGGAAUAGUAUAGACCAGGGGCCAUGUCUUGGAUG
Eremomyces bilateralis CBS 781.70 is the source of this 844-nucleotide messenger RNA. RefSeq lists its product as uncharacterized. NCBI's taxonomy places the organism in Eukaryota, Fungi, Ascomycota, Dothideomycetes, Eremomycetales, Eremomycetaceae. Gene Ontology annotation, biological process: regulation of DNA-templated transcription. The coding region runs from base 5 to 607 and encodes 200 amino acids. The transcript has 4 exons. The record is from RefSeq and is a predicted model, not a curated record. Gene Ontology annotation, cellular component: nucleus.